AUGAACUCGUUGAAUAUCCUGUCUUCCCGUGUCAUUGGCCAGUCAUCCAAUUCGAAUCGUCUCCGACAGAGGUCGCGCUCGCAAGGAGAAAUUAACCCCGUGGUCCCACCGGAGGAUCGAUCCAAGCUUCGGUCUUAUAGUCACGACAAUCUUCAUUCGCCUGACGUAUUGGAGAAAAGCCAUAACUACACUCCCGGAAUAUCUUCAGCGGACAUAGACUACUCCGAACAUACCUUGACUGAGAAAACGCCUUUGAUACAAAGCAUUCAGAGGGAUGGGCCGCUUGCUACGAGGAGUACCCUGGGACUGAUUGCAGAGCGAUUCUUUGACGCCAUUGCGGAAACAAUCAAGUUUAUCUUGUCAACUCUGGCUGCCCCGGGCGUGUUUAUAGCGCAGUGCUUCCGAGACGAUGAUGGACAUUACUCCCCAACGGCCCCGGUACGAAAGCUGCGGCGGUCAAUGGCCGGCGUUUCCGCUUCCCGUAGGCCAGGCCCACCGAAGAAGGAUGCCAAACCGACCGGUGCAAGACGACGUAGUGGAUCCACGAAGAAGCUGAGAAGUCACGCAUCGCGAGACUCGAUCGCAUCGAGCACGUCCGAGUCGGAAGGAGAUCGUCGGAGCACCCAGGGCCUCACGGGUACUCGGGCUCGAGCCUCGAAGUCGCAAACCACAGCCUUGGACCCGACUGGAGAAGAGAGUACCCCUCGCCGCUCCAUCCGCAUCAAGUUACAUAAUGAAGGUUCGCUGAAGCGAGAGAGGCAGCGCCGGACGCAAAGCGCAGAUCUAGGUGCUACGUCGGAAACUGUUGCGGCCAGAGGACAAGGUGCUGUGAGUCCAGACACUCUCAAAUCACCCACAUCGCCUUCCGUUCAUAGAGUCACCAAAUAUCCUCAUUCUCCUGUACCUCCUCGGCCGCUGAUUCCAGCUCGUCUGCCUUCGUACACUGCCGCUCCUCGAAACUCACGCGCUCCUCAGAAGACCCUGGUACUGGACCUAGAUGAGACUCUUAUUCAUUCCCUGGCCAAAGGCGGUCGCAUGUCCAGCGGCCACAUGGUUGAAGUCAAGCUUGCUACUCCCAUGACUACUGCUCUAACCCCAGGUGGACCACCGACUACAUUAGGGCCGCAACAUCCCAUCCUCUACUACGUUCAUAAACGGCCCAAUUGCGACGACUUUUUACGAAAGGUAUGCAAAUGGUAUAAGCUGGUUAUUUUCACCGCCAGCGUUCAGGAAUAUGCGGACCCUGUCAUCGACUGGCUCGAGCAGGAACGCAAGUACUUCCAGGCACGAUAUUACCGCCAGCAUUGCACGUUCCGCAAUGGCGCAUAUAUCAAGGACCUCAGCUCUGUGGAGCCUGACCUGAGCAAAGUGAUGAUUCUGGACAAUAGCCCUAUGAGCUACCUUUUUCACGAAGACAAUGCUAUACCAAUUGAGGGCUGGAUCAAUGAUCCUACAGACAACGGUUUGCUGAAUCUCAUCCCCAUGCUUGAAGCUUUGCAGUAUGUGACCGAUGUGCGGGCAUUUCUGGCACUGCGGAGAGGGGAAGGAGAAAUAUAA
Molecule: messenger RNA, 1557 nt
Organism: Aspergillus udagawae
Lineage: Eukaryota; Fungi; Ascomycota; Eurotiomycetes; Eurotiales; Aspergillaceae
Gene: nemA
Product: Nem1-Spo7 phosphatase catalytic subunit NEM1
Exons: 2
Coding region: 1-1557 (518 amino acids)
Molecular function (GO): protein serine/threonine phosphatase activity
Source: RefSeq, a predicted model, not a curated record